Molecule: messenger RNA, 4927 nt
Organism: Ahaetulla prasina
Lineage: Eukaryota; Metazoa; Chordata; Lepidosauria; Squamata; Colubridae
Gene: SIK1
Product: salt inducible kinase 1
Exons: 14
Coding region: 191-2587 (798 amino acids)
Biological process (GO): intracellular signal transduction; microtubule cytoskeleton organization; protein phosphorylation
Cellular component (GO): cytoplasm
Molecular function (GO): protein serine/threonine kinase activity; tau-protein kinase activity; ATP binding
Source: RefSeq, a predicted model, not a curated record
AGCCGGCAGAGCAGCCGCGGCGGUGCCACGAGUAGUAGGAGCAGCGGCUGCAGCUUGAGAGUCUGGCAGCCAGACGAGCGCGGAGGCGGCAGCCGCUUGGCAGCCGGGCUCAAGGUGCAAAUUGCUUCAAAAAGGAAUGCUUCUGCCGACAUCCUUCUAAUUGGUGUUUGCCCCCCACCAAACUCAAAUCAUGGUGAUCAUGUCAGAUUAUACAGCCGUUCCCACCUCAAGCCAAAGCCAGCAAAAGCCUCUUCGGGUUGGAUUUUAUGAUAUUGAGAGGACCUUGGGAAAAGGCAAUUUUGCUGUAGUCAAACUUGCCAGGCACAGAGUAACCAAAACGCAGGUUGCAAUAAAAAUUAUAGACAAAACACGGUUAGAUUCAAGCAAUCUGGAAAAAAUCUAUAGAGAGGUUCAGAUAAUGAAGCUCUUGAAUCACCCCCACAUAAUCAAACUGUAUCAGGUUAUGGAAACAAAAGAUAUGCUUUAUAUUGUAACCGAAUUUGCAAAGAAUGGCGAAAUGUUUGAUCACUUAACUACACGUGGGCACCUGAAUGAACAUGAAGCUCGGAAGAAAUUCUGGCAGAUACUUUCAGCUGUGGAGUAUUGUCACAGCCAUCAUAUAGUACACAGGGACCUCAAAACGGAGAAUCUUCUCUUAGAUGCUAACAUGAAUAUCAAGCUUGCAGACUUCGGAUUUGGAAACUUCUACAAAUCUGGUGAACCUCUGUCCACCUGGUGUGGAAGCCCACCUUAUGCAGCUCCAGAAGUUUUUGAAGGAAAGGAAUAUGAAGGCCCAUACCUUGAUAUAUGGAGCCUUGGUGUGGUGCUGUAUGUCCUCGUCUGUGGUUCUCUCCCAUUUGAUGGACCCAAUUUACCAUCUUUAAGACAAAGGGUGCUAGAAGGACGAUUCCGUAUUCCCUAUUUCAUGUCCCAAGAUUGUGAAAUGCUUAUUCGACGGAUGCUGGUUGUGGAUCCUACAAAACGAAUUACCAUUGCUCAAAUAAAGCAGCACAAGUGGAUGCAGGCCGACCCAUCUCUUCAGCAGCAGCACUCUUUGUCCUUCUCCAUGCAGAACUACAACUCCAACCUGGGAGAUUAUAAUGAACAGGUCCUCGGGAUCAUGCAGACUCUUGGCAUUGACAGACAAAGAACGAUUGAGUCUUUACAAAACAGCAGCUACAAUCAUUUUGCUGCAAUUUACUACCUUCUUUUGGAGCGCCUCAGGGAGUACCGUAGCAAUCAGUUGUCGCAUCGCUCAGUAAGCUGUCGCCAGCAAAGACCAAGAAGUUCAGACUUCAGCAACCUUGAGUUGACCCAGGAUAAAAUUGCCAGUGAGAACUUGAGAUCAUCUCUGCUGUACCAUCAGCCUCCGAACCUGAUUCAGUCCCCUUUGCAGGCAGAUAUGGAUUGCGACCUGAACAUCCCAUUACAGCCAUUGUUUUUUCCUAUGGAUCCGAACAUCAACACCCUUUUCAGGAAUCGUUCCAUCUCUCCAAACAGCCUCCUGGAAACUACAAUCAGUGAGGAAGUAAGGCAGGACAAGGAACUGGAGGAUGAAAUCAAAACUUUCAAUCCAAUUGGUUUCCCCAUCAACACAAGUCGAAGACACACAUUAGCUGGAGUAACAACUCAUUUUUAUCAGCAUUCUCCACCAUGUAUAGUCAUUUCCUCUUCUGCAAGCCCUACAGAAGGAACCAGUUCGGACAGCUGUCUCCCUUCGUCAGCAAAUGAUGGCUCCGAAAUGCUGAGCAACUGUUUGGAAAAUCAAAUGAACCUUGGUCACCCAACCACAGCUAGAGUUACAUCAUCAUUCCUGACUUCCCAUUCAGAUACCCCAGUAUUGCAAACUCAGGACUGCAGGGGUGGUACUUCUCUGUUGCCUGUCAGUUUCCAAGAAGGAAGGAGAGCUUCUGAUACCUCAUUAACUCAAGGCUUGAAGGCAUUUAGGCAGCAGCUCCGAAAGAAUACUAGAGCCAAAGGUUUUCUUGGACUGAAUAAAAUCAAAGGCCUUGCUCGCCAGGUGUGCCAGUCCUCCUCUGUUCGGAUAGCACGGAAUGGCCUGGGCCCUUUCCAGCAUUCUCAGCAGAAUACCUGCAUAUACAGCAGUGGGGGAAAUGGUAGCGGCAGCGGCGGCAGCGGAAGUGGCAGAGAGAGCAGGAACUUACUUGAAGAGGUGCUUCAGCAGCAAAGAAUGCUCCAGCUACAGCAUCACCAACCAACCUGUCACCAGCCUUCUCAGUCGCACAAUAUCCUCUUGCCCGACUCUUCAAGCAGUAAUACAUCUAAAUCCCUAGUCCUGUCUGAACUGCAAAGUGAGAACUCAUUAGAGCUCGCUUUACGUAACACUCAGUUUCUUCAGCCUCACCUCUUUGGAGUAGCUGUCUCUCCAGUAACUUCAGCUGCUCACCUUCUCGAUACCCAUCUACAUAUUAGUAGCAGUGUAUCUCCAGUUGCCUCUAUGUUUUCUCAACCAAGUUGUUUUACUGUGCAGCCUCUGAGCUAUGACACAGUUACUUUACAGCAUGGAGACUGUGAAAUGGAGGAUCUUACUUCAAACCAGAUGGGAAAAUUUGUCUUAGUCAAAUGAGAUUUUUCUCCUGUUUUCUUGAUCAUCAUCUUCAGGAGAGAGCAGUUCUAUUACUAAAACCUACAAAUGAGAGAUUUUAUUUUGCUAAGUGAAUAUCAGAAGCAAUAACCUGUUUGAAAUAUGUGAAGAGGCCAUUCAUUUGAAGAAGCUCAUGUCUUUAUAAAACUGAAAAAGCAAUACUUAGGUCCUUUGGCUUCAAUAUUCUUGCACUGAACAAAUAUAAUGAGAAAACCUUUUUGUUUGAUAGAAACUGAUGAGUCAGGUGGGGGGGGCAAGGGGAAGAUAAUGGUUUUCUGGUACUGUAUUAAAGUCAGAUCUGCUGUUAUAUAAGAGUAGAUGGUUGUUUCUAGUUCUGUUGUAACAGGAAAAGCCUUUUCAAAGAAGUGAUUAGUGUUAUGGUAUUCCAAUUCACUUCACUUGUUUAUGGAUUUGUGAAGAUGAUUACCUCUUAUAAAAACUAUCACAAAAACUCACAGUAGCAUUACGCAUUGUAGAAAUAUAAUGCUCAAAGCAUCUCCACUUUUUAUGUUCAUGCUAAUAAAACCAACACUUUUCAGUUUUUCUUCCCUACUCAGAUGAUCAUAGCUUGAUAAAACUGUGAACAUUUUGCUUAGUAACUCUCCUGUAGAAGCUAAGAAAAGUUUGUAAUUACGAGAAGCAGUUAACAUAAGCAACACUGAGAAUUUUGUUCUGAGACUACAAACUUUUUUUCUGUCUUUGUUUCUCUUUAGCAAGAGAAAUUUAAGAAUAUAUUACAUAUUGGCUUGGAAUUGCUCAUACAGUGCUUUAGGAAAUAUUAGGGUGAAAUAGCAAGAGCUGUUGGGGUGGAAAAUAUAUAAACAAAAGUUUUGUUUUGUUUUCCUUCUCAAACCAUGACCUUACUUUGAGGAUGUGUGCUGGGCAUAAUGUUUUAUAAUGCUGUAUACAUUUAUUGCUGCUACAAAUGAAAUUUUUAUGCAUUUCCUUUCAGGGUCCAAACUGAACUGGCUUGUUGGGGAAAAGUGCAAUAUUUUAAAAAUAAAACAGUUAUUUUGGCAGUUGAAAGAAUAAGAAAGCACAACAGUGAUUUUUGAACAAAUUAGUUACAGUGGGAAGAACAGCACAACUUUGGGGUUUUGUUGUUUUGUAUCUGAACAGAUUGAUUUUUCUAAAAAAACCCUAGAUUUUUUAAUGUGUAGUUUAAUAUGGUCGGUUGUGUGCACACAUAACAGGAAUUGGAAAUCAUUACACACUACGAGAUAGCCUUUUGAAUAAGCUCUUUUUUUGGUUUCAUGACGUAUGGUCUCUUACCAUAUGGUGGCUUCUGUCUGCAUUAAUAGAAGCCAGGCAUAGUUUGGCACAGAAAGGGAAGAUGGUGGCCGUCCUCCGUCACUGGGUAGAGGGGGAUGAAGAAGUAGGUUAGGAGCAGGUGAGCAUGCGGUGAGCCAUCUGGCCUCCAAGUUACCAUUUGAAUGCCAAAACUAGUUCAUUCUGUCUAAUUCUUUAAGGACCCAUCUCUCUAAAAAUAACUCGGGUGCCUUCAAGUUGCCGAUGCUUUGUGCAGCCUGCAGUGUUGUAUAUGUAAAAUAUAAAAAUAAACCAAAGAUUGUCUGGCCGAUGGGAAGAGGGGACGGGUAAGAUGAUAUAUGUUCAGUGGCUUUGUCUGUGACUUUUGAGCUUCAUUCAUUCAUGUAUAGUGUCUGCAUGUCUGAGACCUUGGAUUGUUUCUGCUGCUGCUGCCUCUUUGUUUUGUAAGAUCUUCAAGGUGAAGCUAAAUUACUUUGUGUAAUCUUCUCUGACUGGUGCCUUUCAGAAAAAAAAAAGUAAGAUAAAAUAGUUUAUGUGCAAAGUGGCAGGGUAGAUGGUUUUGAAGGUGACUUCAACAAGGAAAACAAGGUCAUGCCAAAGCAGCAGCAUUGCCUUCAUGUUCAUAAAACAAUUCCACGUGUUAUUCCAAGAACAGUAGGCGUCUUUCUUUUGGAUCUUUCUCUUCUAUCUGCCGUGGAUCAACAGGCCAUAAAAACAAUCUGUUUGUUCUAAGCAGUGAUAAGCACUUUACUUCUAGAACCUCCUCUCCAAAUGAUAAAGAAUAUGCUUUCAAUUAUUCGGAGAUAGAAAAAGGUCAUUUUCAACAUUUCAGGGUUUGUGCAUUGCUUCUUCUCCUUGUUAUUCUUGACAGUACUGUUUGGCAGACUGCAAUGCAAUAGAUUAUUUAAAGACACUAUGUGAUUGAUUCAAUUAAGAUGUAUAGUUUUUAUUUUUUAUCAUGACUGAAAAUCAUUUUGUUUCUUAUGUUAAAAUGAGAUGUGCACCAACUAAUUAGUUGUGUUUUAUUUAAUAUUUAAAUAAAAAGUUGUUUUA